AAAUCCAUAAUACUUGAUAAUCAAUGCCUAUUUCGUUCUCCUAUCACGGAGACGUUGAGCAGCCCUGGAAAUACAAUCGACAUCGACGUCUGCUCCUCCACACAAUCGACCCCUGCUCCGCCACAUUCAAUGUACGCCUGCUCCGCCAUUCUCAGCGACUUCAUCAUCAACGGCUUCAUCAUCAGCGAGUUCAUCAUCAUCAUCGUGUUCAUCACACCAGUGUUGGUUAUUCUGGUAAAUCAAACGAUGUACUUGCUCGUAGGAGAACAGAGCUUCGAAGGUUGAAGGUUUUGUCAAAUGCAAAUGACUCGGGGUUUGAGAACACCGAGAAAGAACACAGUGACGAUUUAACUUGCCAUUUGUCGGUGAUUGGGCGGAGGAGAGAGAUGGAGGAUGCUGUGAGUAUAGAAAAAAGGUUUGUUGAUGAGAACUCAAAGAAAUUCGAUUUUUAUGGCGUUUAUGAUGGUCAUGGUGGUUCCUAUGUUGCUUAUGCUUGUCGUGAGCGGCUACACAAGCUGUUGGCAGAGGAGAUGGAUAUAGGAAACAGAAACUCAACGGAGAUGAACUGGGAAAAUUUGAUGGUGACGAGUUUCACUAAGAUGGAUGAGGAAGUGAACAAAACUGACGUUGUCGAUUCCAUGGGCUCCACCGCUGUUGUUGCAGUGGUCAGUGAUAAAGAAAUAGUGGUUGCCAAUUGUGGUGAUUCAAGGGCUGUUCUUUCAAGAGGUGGUGGUGCUGCUGUGCCCUUAUCGGUUGACCAUAAACCAGAUAGACCCGAUGAGUUAGAAAGAAUCGAACUUUCAGGAGGAAAAGUGAUCGACUGGAAUGGGCUACGUGUUCUUGGAGUUCUUGCGACUUCCAGAUCAAUAGGUGAUAGACAACUAAAACCAUACGUAAUUGCAAAACCUGAAGUUACGGUGAACAAAAGAGAUGAUGCAGAUGAAUUCAUGAUCUUAGCUAGUGAUGGAUUAUGGGAUGUCAUAUCUAACGAUUUAGCAUGUCAAGUUGUGCGAAAAUGUCUUGAUAAAUGGACAUAUCGAAGGAGAUCAUUGAAAGAAUAUCAUAGGAGAUCGACCAAUAAUGCAGCAGUGUUCUUAACAAAAAUGGCAACGGCUCGUGGAAGCAAAGAUAAUAUAAGCGUUAUUGUGGUCAAUCUUAAGCGUUAAAUCUCUUGAUGAUAGACCUGGGUGGUGUGUCUUUAUUAAAAGAUAUGUAGUACAUAGAUUCUUAUGAUUAGAACAGUAAAACCAGUUUUAAAGAUUUGUCCUAUAAAUGUUUUUUUUAUACGUC
Molecule: messenger RNA, 1290 nt
Organism: Lactuca sativa (garden lettuce)
Lineage: Eukaryota; Viridiplantae; Streptophyta; Magnoliopsida; Asterales; Asteraceae
Source: RefSeq, a predicted model, not a curated record